Molecule: messenger RNA, 1380 nt
Organism: Prorocentrum cordatum
Lineage: Eukaryota; Dinophyceae; Prorocentrales; Prorocentraceae
Source: the annotation of a GenBank genome assembly
AUGAUGGGAUUGAGGUGUUGGGGGUGGAGUGGGACAAGUGUAUUCGGACGGGGGGGGGCUGAUGGCCCAUUGGCUUUUAAUCUUAUCGUUGCCGCUAUGUGGAGUUCUACAUUUCGAGAAUGGGAUGUGCUAGGUAUAGGCUAUCGUAUUGAGUUUGCUACAUGUUCGACUAGCUGUGUUUCGGCUAUUAAUCACUUCCUUUGGGCAGAUAACUGCUAUGUUCUGGCUCGGAGUCGGGAGGAGCUCACUCGCAUGCUACGCGGCCGAACUAUGCAUUUACAUGAAUACAGUAUGAGAUGGAAGGCGUCCAGUCUAUUGUACAUAUUGUUCGGUGCUGCUCCUCCGCGUGACGUUGAAGGGGAAAUGCUACUGCCAGCGGAUCUUGUUCUUUCGAUGGGGACAGAAAGCUCUGGAGUUUAUCGUUUCAGGAGAGUGAAGGAGAUGGAGGUACUUGGGGCUCAUAUUUGUUUUGAACUACAUGUGAACGGGCACCCAGAUCUGGGUGCGAGUAUUGACUUGGCUCGGAUGGCCUUCUGGGGCCGGGCGUCCUUCUUCCGCUCCACGGCCAUUCCGUUGAAAGAUAAGUACGAGAGAUACGCACAUAGAGUUCAGAGUAUCUUGCUUUAUGUUGCAGAAGGUUGCACUGUUGAUUCUUAUUCCUUGGGAGCUUUGCAUAGCUUUGAAGGUGAAUGUUUGGCUGUCAUGUGUCAUUGUGUACGGAGGGAGGAGGGCAGUUAUCAGGGGUGGAAUACGAGGAGGUAUGAAAGGGCAAGGCACGAGUUUCAUGAUGCACAGUAUGCGAGUAUUGUACAGAAGUUCCUCCGUGUGCACUGGCUGUGGCCUAUUGACGUUGCCGAUUUUGCCCACGAGCUGCUCACGAAUCAGGAGGCGCUCGAGACAAAUUCGACACGAGCGUGGGGGGGCUCUCGUUUCACCUGCCUGGCGUUUGGCCGGCUGUGGGAUAGAAAGAGAACUGAUUCAAGCGAGGCUCUCAGAUGUCUGGGGAAAUGGAAGGAGGCCAGCUCAUUAAAACGACGUCGUGGGGGACAGGAGAGUGUCGGUCUUCGUUCGUGGUAUCGCUCUUUGGAAUCGUUUUGCGGUCUCUCCUGGUGGGAAUCGUUCGUCGGGGGCUUCGAACACUUCAUGGGCUAUGCCGCACAUGUAUGUUUCAACAGUAUGUUGACGUACUUCCAGAAGAAAUGCAAAGGAUUGGCGUCUUCGGGGGUGCUUGUAUUCUUGAAUGCUGAUGAGGAUGGGGGGUUCAUAUCGGGCAGGAUCGGGAGGACACACCUGCAUAUAAGGAACGACUUGGCAGACGUAUUGCGUUGCAUAACAUGCGUUGUACACAAUGGGACCUCGAAACGGGAGGGAUACCAUUAG